Gekko japonicus is the source of this 3018-nucleotide messenger RNA. It is a transcript of the gene CRTAP, whose product is annotated as cartilage associated protein. The record is from RefSeq and is a predicted model, not a curated record. Gene Ontology annotation, molecular function: collagen binding; protein binding. NCBI's taxonomy places the organism in Eukaryota, Metazoa, Chordata, Lepidosauria, Squamata, Gekkonidae. Gene Ontology annotation, cellular component: endoplasmic reticulum. Bases 29 to 1297 code for a protein of 422 amino acids. Gene Ontology annotation, biological process: peptidyl-proline hydroxylation to 3-hydroxy-L-proline; collagen fibril organization. The transcript has 7 exons.
GUCCGGUGGCGCUCCAAGCCAGGGGAGGAUGUGGGACCGCCGGCUGCUCUGGGCCGCCGCCGUUGCCUGCCUGCUCUGGGCCGGGGCGCGGGCUCAAUACGAGCGCUACAGCUUCAGGAGCUACCCGCGGGACGAGCUGAUGCCCUUGGAGUCCGCCUACCGCUACGGCCUGGACCAGUACAGCAACGAGAACUGGCCCGAGAGCGUCAACUACCUGGAGGUGAGCCUGAGGCUCCACCGCCUCCUGCGGGACAGCGAGGCCUUCUGCCACAUCAACUGCAGCACCGUCCGCAUGGAGGAGGAGGAGGAGGAGGAGGAGGAGGAGGGAGGGGCGGCAGCGGGGGUCGGCGCCGGCGACUCGCAGGGGCAUCUGCCGCCCGGCCGCUUCCAGGGCUUCCCGGAGCUGCGCUACUUCGGGGACCUGCUGCGCAGAGCGCAGUGCCUCAAGCGCUGCAAGCAAGGGCUGCCGGCUUUCCGCCAGUCCCAGCCCAGUCGGGAGGUGCUCGAGGAAUUCCAGCGCCGCGAGCCCUACAAGUUCCUGCAGUACGCCUACUUCAAGGCAAAUAACUUUCCGAAAGCAAUUGCAGCAGCGCACACGUUUCUUCUGAAGCAUCCUGACGAUGAGAUGAUGAAAAGGAACAUGGCAUAUUACAAAAGCAUGCCUGAUGCUGAGGAUUAUAUUAAAGACCUAGAAUCAAAAUCAUACGAGACUCUCUUUAUCAGGGCAGUGAGGGCAUACAAUGGAGAAAACUGGAGGACUUCUAUUACAGAUAUGGAGCUGGCACUUCCGGAGUUCUUCAAAGCCUACGAUGACUGCUUAGCUGCCUGUGAGGUCUCACGGGAGAUCACAGAUUUUAAAGAGUUCUAUCUGUCCAUAGCAGAUCAUUAUAUCCAAGUUCUAGAAUGUAAACUGAAGUGUGAAACUGAUCUGACACCCGUCAUAGGAGGCUACAUGGUAGAGAAAUUUGUGGCAACCAUGUACCACUACUUACAGUUUGCCUAUUACAAGUUGAACGAUUUGAAGAACGCAGCUCCAUGUGUCACUAGUUACAUGCUCUUUGAUCAGAAAGAUGAAGUGAUGAAACAGAAUCUAGUCUACUACCAGUAUCAUAAAGACAAAUGGGGACUGACAGAUGAAGACUUCCAGCCUAGACCUGAAGCAGUUCAGUAUCACAACAUAACAACGCUCCAAAAGGAGAUGUAUGAAUUUGCUAAAGAGUAUGUGAUGGAUGAUGAUGAGGGUGAAGUAGUAGAAUACCUUGAUGAACUUCUGGAAUUAGACAGCGGAACGGAGUGAUUCUUAACAGACUUUAAAAAAAAUAAGUUUUUGAAGAAGUGAAUUACACCAUUGCUCCUUCACAUUCCCAGUCAGCACUUGAAGGUCAGGUGUUAGAAAUACCUCAGAUCUUUAUGACGCUUGCUUGUACGUCAUCUGGACCAUCCUGCAAGUUCUUCACUGUACCACAUCAAGCAGUUUCUUUUUUCAUAACCUGUUUCACUUGGAGCCUUCUUGUUCUUUACAGCAGUAUUUUUGAAUACCCUCUUGGAAUUUUUGAACACACCAAGCUUCAUUCCAUUCAUUCAGCUCAGCAAAUGUGCCAUGGCUUAAGUCAAGCCCAAAUGUUUGCUCCUUCGUUUCCCAAUAGAAUAUAAUCAGAGAAAAGAGGUAGACAGACAGACACUUCCUGUACGUUUUCUUAACCGUGCAGUGCUGUCUUAUGUGUUGCAAAUUGAUUUAUUCUGACAAAUUCAUUAUUUAACACAAUCCCCAGGAGUCCUUGGAGAAAAGCGGCAUGCAAAUGUUUUAAUAAGUUGAGUCUUAAUGCUGCAACGACUUAUUCAGGAGAAUUGAGUUCACUUUGACAUCCCUGGAGAAAACCAUUUGGCCGUAACACAUCUCUGAAGGACGCCAGCUUCAUUUUAACACCCUUAACUAAGGCCUCAGUUGUGUCUCCUAUCUUCAGACCAAUUAUAAGGUACUCUGCAGGGGAGUGGGGAUAAGUGGUAUCCAAAUAGGGGGAAUCAUCCUGCUAGUCCUGCAACCAGUUAUUUACCUGCAUGACUGGUUUUCAUCUAAUUUUUUUCUAUGUAUUUCAGCAGCAAUUCUUGCUGCAAAAAAAGAAAGAAAAGGGAACCAGCUACAGUUAAGAGACGAGGACAAGCAAGACUUCCCGGGUAUGAGCGUUCGAGAGUCAGAGCUGUAUCAGAUAUAUGACGAAGAGAACUUUGGCUCUCGAAAACUCAUACCCAGGAAGUCUUGUUGGUCUCUAAGGUGCUGCUGGACUCGAAUCCGGCAGUUUUGCUGCAGACCCAACACGGCUCCCCUCUGGAACGAUCUUCAGGACAAGCACGUGAUUUCUCGAGGAGCUAACCAGCCACGGUUUCCUGCAGAAACAGCCAAAUUUGACUGACCCCCUUGUGCCUUAAGUGCUUCAGCAUAGAACAAAUGUUCAGACUUAUGUUUUUAAUUGUUACGAUAAAAACACUUAUUUAUUGCAAUCCCGUUUGUGAAUUUACUUUGUUUGUAUUAAACGCACAGGCAGCUUUUACGAGAUCGGCUUCUGUUUCACACUAGGGUUGCCAAUGAUUUUAUCAGUCCCUGCUGGUCUUCAACAGGAGCUUGAUUUGCAGAUGUUAGCAGGUAGCCAUGCUUAUCUCCAUGGUGCAAACUGGUUUGCUUUCUGAUCUGCAUUGGCCAAUUUACUGUCACAAGCACAAGAGCAGGCCAAAUCAGUUUCUCUCUGGUCAGCUGACAGCCCAGUUUCAGAGUAGCUACACACCUCAUUCUCCUAGUAUUGGUGAAGCACUACCCUAUUACGAUAUGAUGCUGUCCCCAGACUUUAAAAUGGGUAUACCUUCAUGGGCAGAGGUCUACUUUUAUAUUUGUAGGGCCUAAAUUAACACUACACGUGCCUUUUUAAAAGAGAAUGUGAUCAGAUCCAUUUUCACUAGCGGAAGGCUUUGUAACUGGUCCUUCCUUACUAAUAAAUCAGAGCCUGGGAGUUGCCAGCUGUUUCA